Molecule: messenger RNA, 729 nt
Organism: Vigna radiata var. radiata (mung bean)
Lineage: Eukaryota; Viridiplantae; Streptophyta; Magnoliopsida; Fabales; Fabaceae
Product: cysteine proteinase RD21A-like
Exons: 5
Coding region: 1-729 (242 amino acids)
Cellular component (GO): lysosome
Molecular function (GO): cysteine-type endopeptidase activity
Source: RefSeq, a predicted model, not a curated record
AUGGUACAAUUGAGUUAUCGAUGUAGCGGAAACAUAACUGUACCAAUUCUCAUCGAUCCAAUGAAGAAGGAAGUCAAUGACGGGAAUAUGAAUGAACGGAACUGGUCAUUCUCAGCAAUUGGUGUUGUGCAAGGAAUUAAUAAGAUAGUGACUGACGAACUGAUUUCAUUAUCAGAACAAGAAUUGGUGGGUUGUGAUACAGGAUAUAACAUGGGAUGCAAUGGAGGACUUAUGAACUAUGCAUUUGAGUUCAUCAUCAACAAUGGAGGCAUCGAUUCCGAUGAGGAUUACAGUGUUGUUGAUGGUACAUGUGACCAGUAUAGGAAAAAUGUCAAAGUUGUUUCUAUUGAUUCUUAUGAAGAUGUUAAUUCCUAUGAUGAGUUAGCAUUGAAAAAGGCCGUUGCAAAUCAGCCCGUGAGCGUUGCUAUUGAAGGAGGAAGAAGGGAAUUUCAACUUUAUUCAUCUGGUGUCUUCUCUGGAAGAUGUGGAACAACACUAGAUCAUGGUGUUGUGGCUGUUGAGUAUGGUACAGAAAAUGGUCAUGAUUAUUGGAUUGUGAGGAAUUCAUGGGGUGCUGAUUGGGGAGAGGAAGGAUACAUCAGAAUGGAAAGAAAUCUAGGUAACAACAGAUCAGGAAAAUGUGGAAUUGUGAUCGAGCCAUCUUAUCCCAUUAAGAGUACUGUACAAAAAUCAUAUUUUAUGACUGGCAAUUCCCGUGUCAUGUCAUGA